Molecule: messenger RNA, 2562 nt
Organism: Stylonychia lemnae
Lineage: Eukaryota; Ciliophora; Spirotrichea; Sporadotrichida; Oxytrichidae
Source: the annotation of a GenBank genome assembly
AUGAAAAAGCAAUAAAAGCAGUCAUAAUCAUAAAAAUAGAUUGCUCUAAAAUCUCAGAAGCAAGAAAAUCCAGUAUUAAAAUCAAAAAAAUCAUAAGACACUUUGAUGAUCAUAAAAAAAUAAAGCAUUAAAUUUGCUGAUGUUCCUUUGGAAAUUGAAGAUUAAAAAGAAUAAGCUAAAGUAGAAGAAACUCCGUAAAAAAAGGAUGACAGAAUUAAGGUAACAAAUAAUAGAAUAAAAGUAUCUGAUGCAUCUCAUUUAAUAGAGAGUAAAUAUGAUCUCAUUCUUGAUCAGAAAUCCUCUUAGAGACAAGUCUACUCAUUUGUUUAAGAUGCUGUAAAAGAAGUCUUCGACGGCAUUAACUCCACUAUUCUUGCUUACGGUUAAACCGGAUCUGGCAAGACUUACACAAUGUUUGGACCACUUUGGGAAGAGAAUGUUAUAUUUAACAAAAAAUAAUAAAGAUCAUAACUUCGAAAUAAUCUCAAAGAUUCUUCAUUUGCUCAUAAUUAAGACUAAGAGGGGAUUAUCCCAAGAUCAAUUAGAGAAAUCUUUAAUUUAACAAAACAGCAAUAGAACUUGUCAAAUACUAUUUACUGCUCAUUUAUUCAGAUAUACAAUGAGAAAAUAUUUGAUCUACUUCAAGAUGGGGAAGCCAAAAAUGCUUUGAAAAUAAGAGAAGAGGAAACAGGAAAUAUUUUUGUAGAGGGACUUUCUGAGUACAUUGUGCAAUCAGAAAAAGAUUGCUUCGCAUUACUUAGGAGAGGAGAAAUAAAUAGAAUAACAAGGUAAACCAAGAAAAAUAUGCUUAGCUCUAGAAGUCAUUCUAUUUUCUAAAUGCUUAUUGAAAAUGAAAAGCCUGAUGCUAGGGGAUUCAUUAAGAGAGCUAAAUUGAAUUUAUGCGAUCUAGCAGGUUCAGAAAAAAUUCAUGGGCUUUUAAAUGAUUAAAUAGAAAGUAAUGCGCAUUUAUCUGAAUUAAAGACUAUCAAUCUGUCUUUAACCACUUUAGGUAAAGUAAUAUCUGCUCUAUGUAAGGAAAGCAAAGCAAAUCGUAAGGCAGAGAUGAUUAAUGCCCCAAAAUUAUUGAAAAAGGGAGAUCAUCAUCUUAAUAAGAUUCAUAUACCAUAUAGAGAUUCUCAUUUGACAAGAAUACUUUAAGAUUCUUUAGGAGGAAAUACUAGAACAGUUUUGAUAGCAACUGUUUCCCCUAUUAUAGAUAAUAUAGAUGAAUCAAUAAGUACCUUAAAAUUUGCUGACAGAGCAAAGCAAGUAAUGACCAAUGUUAAAGUAAAUGAAAUAAAUGCUCAUGAUGAUGCUCUAGUACAAAAACUGCAAAAGGAAGUGUAAGCCUUAAGGGAGGUAUUAGCAAUUAGAAGAAAAGGGUAAAAUUCUGAUAUUCAAUCACAAUUUCUUCGAUUAAAAGAGGAAAAUCUUAAAUUGAAAGAAAUUGCAUAAAAUGUAGACAUGGUUGAAAAACUAAAAAUAGAAAACAAGCUCAUGAGACUUGAACUAUAAAGAUUGAAAGAUGGUAGUGAUUUCGGAAAUACAAUAAGGUCUACUGAUAUGUCAAUGGGAGAAAAUAUGUCAUAGUCUAGUAAAAUUAUACGCAAAAGUUAUAAUUCGAAUAAGAUUGACUCAAUGAUGGAUUUUCAAGAUAAUGAAUUACUUUCAAAUACCUAAGUUGAUGAUAAUGCUGUAAUGCAUGUUUAGCAAGAAAGAUAAAAGGAGGUGAAUAACUUAAUGGGAGCUCUUUAAAAAAGCGGUAGAUGUCCUAUCUGCACAUUAAUGCCACCGUGUAAUCAUUACAAGAGUUAGAAUGAGAUAAAUAGGCAAAAUAUUAAUGAAGAGAAUGAAGAGCAUGAUGAGAUGAAUUCAUAAGAGAGUCCUAUAAUUAAAAUUAAAGCCAAUAAGCAUGCUCGAAAUCAGCCACUAAAUCUCAAUACACAAAGCUUACCUACAUUGAAUGUUUAUCAAUCACAUUCAUUUUUGUCUCCUAAAGGAGAGUAAACUUAAAAUUAUGAUGAUAAUAUACAGCUUUCACAUUUCAGUCCUCAAAAUUCGAAGUAUGGCAUGUUUAAGACUAACAAAAGAACUCAAAAAAAUGCAUAUAACUAAAACAAUUUAAUGUUACCUGAAAUUAAUACCUCUAGUAGUAAAUAUAGUUAGUAAGUUGGUUAUGGUCCUGAUAAUUUCAGUUAAUAAAUUAGCUCACGAAACAAUAGUCAAUUUAAGAGUACAUUUAUAUAGCCUUUCAAUAGUGCAAAUAAUAAAAGCAAUGCUGUUACAACUUAACUGGAUGACGAAGAGGAAAAUGAUUAAAUGCUUAACAUUCGGAUUAGGGGAAAGAAUAACUAAUUCACAAAUUAGAAAUCCUCUGUGUAUAAUACGAUUUAAGAAUAGUAGUAAAGAAAUGUAUAGAUUCAAGAAAUUAUUAAAUAGUAAUUAAGGGUAAAAAAGUUGGAAAAAAUGCAAAAAGAAAGAGAGGAAAAAUCACUACAGAAAUUCGAAUUGGAAAUUUAGAAAAUAAAAUAAAAGUAUAAAUUUCAAAAAGAUAACUUAUGA